This is a messenger RNA of Mizuhopecten yessoensis (Yesso scallop), 2371 nucleotides long. RefSeq lists its product as uncharacterized. Lineage: Eukaryota; Metazoa; Mollusca; Bivalvia; Pectinida; Pectinidae. The record is from RefSeq and is a predicted model, not a curated record. The transcript has 4 exons. Bases 1642 to 2154 code for a protein of 170 amino acids.
UGUCCUAAUGUUUGGCAUGGAUGUUCAUGUGGGGUCUAACAAGGACAAUAUGGAUUUAAUUUGGGGAAAAUGGUUUCUAUUUUUGGACGUGUUUGGCAAUUUCUCGGUGGAAGUUUCUCAAGUUGUGUACAGUUCAGUUAGAUCAUGUGUUAUUGUCCUAUUGUUUGGCAUGGAGGUUCAUGUGGGGUCAACAAGUACAAUAUAGAUUUAAUCUAACAAACAAAAAAUCAUUAGAUUGGGUCAGACGGGCGUAUUAUGCAUCCGUUUGCUUACCUCUUGUUUUAAGUAUAACAUUGAUCGUUUUGAAAGGAAAUCUUAAAGUUGACGUUUGCUAUAUGCUGUAAGCAUACAUUUGUUUAUUCGUUGGUUUGAACUGGAGGCGGCACAGUUGCAGGGGGGAUGAUACAAGAAACUUUUUUCCAAAUAAAUAUAACAUGAAAGCAUAGCUAUUCUAACGACAGAAUAAGAUCAAACUAGUUGCCAAUGAUACUUGUGAGCAGUGGUAUGACCGGACACAAAGGAGCCAGCACAAGUGUCGCAUGGAAUCAAUUUAUAAAAUUGUAGUCGUUUUCGCAGGACUAUUAUAGAUCAGAGCAGAUACACCUGGCCCAGGAAUUGCCGAACUAAGAACAAUUUACGUUACCAUCCUCUUUCUUUUCGUUGAUGUCUCCGAAGGCUGAGAGGACGAUGAACACCAAUCAAACUAAACUAUUUUUGCAAAAUUUUCUUCUUGAACUUGUAUUUUUAGAUGAUAUUACGACAUAAAUUUCUUUAUUCGUAAUUAAGUUAUCUCCCUUUAUAUGUACAAACAGAAUCAUUAGUGUCAUUUGAAAUGUUGUGCUAGAGAAAACUUGAUCAUGGACGGGUCUGACUCUAAACCUUGACCUCAUGGAAUGUCCACGACCUGUGGUGGGACUAGUGUCGGCUUAAAUUCCAGAAUUUGUUAAAAUUAUUUUCGUAGUAGCAGUAAACCCUUAGUGAAUAUUUUCACAAUUACGUUUUUAUUUGAUCCUUUCUUGCUAACCCGACAUGCUUACAUUGUUAACAAAAAAUGAAUCGAUUGGUUUUUUUUGUUUUUUUUUAAAAAACAUCGUCUACUUUUAUUAUUUCUUAUAUAUCCAAAUUAAUCAAGUAAAUCUAAAAUUAAAGCUAAAAUCUCAAUGAAUCGGAGAAGCAAAAUAUGAAAAAAUAAACGAAAACUGAAUAUUGUUUAUCCAAUAAUUAAAUUAUCCACAGAACGACAUUCCACUAUAUUCCGGCACAUUUGCCUUAGUCAACUUGACCAAUUGUUAUUUUAGUACAAGAAAACAUUUAUUUUUAAUCUGAUAACAGAAUGACUCCUUAGUGAAGCUAACACCAUUUAUAAGCAAUUCUCCUAUCAUCACUGUAACAGCAAGUGGUUUAUUAUUCAAUGCCAAACAAGACCUUGAUAGACUUCACUUUCUUUUCUCGAAUUUUGGAGACUGGUGUCAUUCAGUAUAGUUACAACAGACAUAAUUCAUUAAAGGAAUGUAAUUAUGACGUAACAAUUGCAUUCCAUGUCACCUGGUACAUUAAAUGACGUCACAAUUACUCGUCCUAGUGACGGCGCUGUUUGUUUGGUUUUACUAAUUGAAAAGAAAACGUGCCGAAAAUUUGAAGAUGUCUGAGAAUUUAUUUGAAGGGAAGAUGUCCCUGUAUGGGAAGACCGACACCACUCCUGGGGAAUUGGCUGGUUUAUGGAAAAAAAUCUUGCAGAGGAGAGACCGGAUAAGUAAUCGUCACCUGUCAAACGUAGGAGAUGGGUCCCAGGACUGGCCCGGCAUCAAACAGUGGUCACGACAAAUGAUUGAUGACAACAAGGAUACAGUUUACGGCCCACGUACACGGACUACCGUGGCGGAUGUGUCGACCAAUUACAAGCGUCUGUUCAACACAAAUUACGAUUACGACAGUAAGAUCCACAGAGAUGACCGCAAGCCUAUGUCUACGAUUGGUCAAGCUGUGCAUGAAGAGGAAACUCGUCGGACUGUUCCGUUGCUGACUUCGUCCCAGUACGGAAACCGUGUGUACAAACCAUUGGAGAACUUCAGCCGUACGCACGUGUGCAUCGAACACGUUCAGAAAGGCUUCUACCACAAACGGGGAACAGGAUUACCUCCCUUGGACCCAUAGACGCGAUAAUCUCGUUGAUAAUCCAAAUAUAUCGUAUGAUAGGAAGUGAAAUAAAUACCUAAAUUAACGUUUUUUCAACGUUGUGUCAUAUCUCAAUCUUACAUAACCAGUAUAUUAUAUGAAUGAAAUUCCUUAGCUACGACACAGAAGUAUUCCUAUGUGAUUUUUAGCUAAAACUGUUUCCAAUUUUCACUAAAAUGGUUUUAGUUGUCGUGAA